This is a messenger RNA of Elaeis guineensis (African oil palm), 936 nucleotides long. RefSeq names its product soluble inorganic pyrophosphatase. Gene Ontology annotation, biological process: phosphate-containing compound metabolic process. Gene Ontology annotation, cellular component: cytoplasm. Gene Ontology annotation, molecular function: magnesium ion binding; inorganic diphosphate phosphatase activity. Lineage: Eukaryota; Viridiplantae; Streptophyta; Magnoliopsida; Arecales; Arecaceae. The record is from RefSeq and is a predicted model, not a curated record.
GGACCCGAAUCGAACGGACCAGAGAAGCCAGCGGUCGAUUAGACCUUUCCCAAUUCCCGAUUCUGAAGGAGCUCUGGCCGAAGUACCAAGGUCGUUGCCUCUGACGCUUCUCUCUGUUCUGUCUUCGGGUUUUAAUCUCUCUACAUGGCUGGAACAGCUGAUGGUGGUGGCCAUUCAAGUUUCCCUCAUGUUGUCCUCAAUGAACGCAUACUUUCUUCCAUGUCGCGGAAGUCUAUUGCUGCUCAUCCAUGGCAUGAUUUAGAAAUAGGACCUGGAGCUCCUGCAGUUUUCAACUGUGUAGUUGAAAUUGCUAGAGGUAGCAAGGUUAAGUAUGAACUAGACAAGCAUAGCGGUCUUAUCAAGGUUGAUCGUGUUCUUUACUCUUCAGUUGUGUACCCACACAACUAUGGUUUCAUCCCUCGGACAAUCUGUGAGGAUAGUGACCCCAUGGAUGUGCUUAUAUUGAUGCAGGAGCCAGUGCUGUCUGGUUCUUUUUUGCGUGCCCGUGCUAUUGGGUUGAUGCCGAUGAUUGAUCAGGGGGAGAAGGAUGAUAAGAUAAUAGCUGUCUGUGCUGAUGAUCCUGAGUUUCGUCACUACAAGGACAUCAAAGAUCUUCCUCCUCAUCGCCUUGCUGAAAUUCGCCGCUUCUUUGAAGAUUACAAGAAGAAUGAGAACAAAGAAGUUGCAGUCAAUGACUUCCUUCCAGCUGAAGAUGCCAUCAAAGCAAUCAAAUAUUCAAUGGAUCUGUAUGCUUCCUACAUCGUUGAAAGCUUGAGGCAGUGAAUUUUUCCACCACCGAUUAUGCAUCAGUAUAUCAUUAGCAAACAUAUGCAGUCAAUGCAAUAUAUAAUGUUUCUACCUCUCCUUGUAUCAGGAGUCUUUUGAAACUCGUAUAUUUAUCCUAUUCUGAUGCAUAACUCUUGCUGCUUUUCUGCC